AUCGCAUCAGUUUCGUGUGCCAAAAUGGAUCUCCAGAGUACCCUGGAGAAAUGUGGCAACUUCGGUCCGUACCAAAUCACGUUGCUCGUACUCUAUGGAUACUCGAAUAUUUUGUCAUCGCUGCACUAUUUCUCGCAAUCCAUCAUUAGUUUUACGCCGUCGCACAGGUGCUCUCCACCAAAAGAGUAUUUUCCGCAGAAUUCCACGUAUUCCACUUCCCUGCUGACCUGCAGUGUUAUUCAAUACGAUGAAGAUCUUUCAUCUCUUCGGGACUACAAAUGUACCUCGUGGGACUUCGAAAGGGAAAGUAACUACGAGAGCGUUACCACAGAGCUCGAAUGGGUUUGCGACGACGCCUACAAACUGGCAGUGGGUCAGUCGUUCUUCUUCAUCGGAUCUGCCCUGGGUACUAUAUUCUUCGGAUAUUUGGCUGAUCGCAUUGGAAGACUGCCUGCCUGCGUCUUGUCCACUUUGACAGGAGCCUCUGGAGAUUUCUUCACCUCUUUUGUAGGAAGUCUGCCCUGGUUCUGCUUCACCCGCUUCAUUUCCGGUCUUUCUAUGGACACUCAGUAUGUCCUUAUGUACAUUUUGGUUUUCGAGUACCUGAGCCCCCAACACCGCACCUUCGGGCUAAACAUAGUCUUGGGAAUCUUCUAUUGCAUUGGUCUAGUGAUUUCCCCCUGGAUGGCUAUUUGGUUGGGAAACUGGCGGAGGUAUCUAUGGGCAGCAUCUCUUCCAGCCCUCGGUACGCUGCUUUUUCCUGUGUUUCUUCAUGAAAGCGCCGAGUGGCUGUUAACCAAGGGAAAGUUCGAUAAGGCAGUUAGUAACCUUAAAAGCGUCGCCAAGUUCAAUGGACGCCAAGUGGACGACUCUGUUUUCGAUGAGUUUAUCAAACACUAUCGCGAGAAACUACAAAAUUCGCAGAAUAAAUCUUCGGAUACAUUUAUGGGCAUGUUGAGGACACCAAGACUGCGAAAGUUCACAGUAGUUCUAUUGAUUAAAUCAAUGAUCGUUGCAAUGGCUUUUGACAUCCUAAGUCGUAACGUGGAAGGCGUGGGAAUAUCGCCCUUUAAGCUCUUCUCCUACUCAGGACUCUGCUACCUGCCCGCCGGUCUCACCAUAAUCCUGUUCCAAAACAAAAUCGGUCGAAAGGGCAUGGCCUGCGCCUCGCUUUUUGUGGGUGCUAUUAUUACGGCGGUCACUGGUUACUUGGUAGCCACCCUCGAUCCAGCGAACUACUCCGUUCUCUUGGGAUUCAUGGUGGGCCUGGGAAGAUACGGAGGAGUGGUGGCCUACGAUUCGGAGACCCAGUACGCUGCGGAGAUUAUUCCAACCAGUGUGCGAGGUCGAGGAGUAGCCAACAUUCAUGUGGUGGGCAACGGCUUUGCCUUCUUCAGCUCCUACGUGAUCUACUUGGGAACGUUCUACAGGCCGUUGCCGUCUCUUCUAAUCAGCUUCGUUCUCCUGAUCGGCAGUUGUUUAUGCCUGACUCUUCCAGAAACACUGAACAAAGAUCUCCCGCAAACUCUGGAGGAGGGCGAGGUAUUUGCCCAGGGCGAGAAAUGGUAUUUCUUUCCCUGCAUUUCACGCAGACAGCAAACAAAUAAAUCUUCAUCUCAGUCGGAGUCAGCCAGCAAUAUUACAAAGAUGUUAUAA
Drosophila subpulchrella is the source of this 1656-nucleotide messenger RNA. RefSeq names its product organic cation transporter protein-like. Gene Ontology annotation, biological process: transmembrane transport. Gene Ontology annotation, molecular function: transmembrane transporter activity. NCBI's taxonomy places the organism in Eukaryota, Metazoa, Arthropoda, Insecta, Diptera, Drosophilidae. Bases 25 to 1656 code for a protein of 543 amino acids. The record is from RefSeq and is a predicted model, not a curated record. The transcript is spliced from 6 exons.